Messenger RNA from Gambusia affinis (western mosquitofish), 1880 nucleotides. It is a transcript of the gene fam131aa, whose product is annotated as family with sequence similarity 131 member A. Bases 525 to 1490 code for a protein of 321 amino acids. The transcript has 5 exons. The record is from RefSeq and is a predicted model, not a curated record. NCBI's taxonomy places the organism in Eukaryota, Metazoa, Chordata, Actinopteri, Cyprinodontiformes, Poeciliidae.
UAGAAGUGCUACAUCCUGCGUGUCUUUUAUUUUGAUUUUUUUAGUUGUUUACUGUGCGACUGCAAAUGUCUGAAGCCUUCUGAUGAAACAACUAACCAGCAGUGUGUUGCAGUGAUUCUUGGACUCAAUCUGCAGGAUGCUGGAUCUUCUUGGCAGCACAGAGAAGAGAGGUUAGGAGAGAAGAGGAGAGGAGAAGAGAGGAGAGGGGAUGGGGGGCGGUGAAAAGACGACACCGCCUUGCUUUGAUGACGCUCGAGGUCGGGAGACAUUUGAACAGCCUUCAGCCUAUAUGUAACCCAUAUACACGCCGACAAAUGGUGCGCGUGAGUAGAUGUAGUGCAGCUCGUGAACCUGGAGUUACGGAGAUGUUUCGGUCGUCACUGUAGCGUCGCCGCUCAGCCGCAGAGCCCCGCAGUUUGGAGGACAAACCCCGCGGUAUCAUCUGUUGAUCGGCUUGGGAGACAAUUAAGCGCAAAAGCCAUGAGCCGUGGUCCGACUUCCAGGUGAAAUUUGAAGAGAGUGAAAUGAUUCCAAAGUCGGGAAAAUCUCCGGCGGACUCCAGGAAAACAGUCGGCAUCCAUGAAUUUGCAGCACUCGCCAGAUCUUCAUUGAAUGGCAUCUCUCAGGCAGUGAGGGACCAUGUGACGAAGCCCACCUCCCUGGCCCAGGGCCGGGUCGCCCACCUCAUAGAGUGGAAAGGAUGGCCGAAGCCUACAGGUCCUCCACCGGGCACUCACUCCCAGUUCAACUCUUACUGCCGUCUGACCGAAGGGGAGAAGGAGGCUCGGUUUGCUGCAGGAGUGGCUGAGCAGUUUGCAAUUGCCGAGGCCAAGCUUCGCGCCUGGGCGUCGCUAGAUGAUGAUGAGGAGGACGAGGAAGACUUCAAUGAUGAAGAAUCCCACACCAAUGGACAGAGUUGCAACUUAUCCACAGAGAAUCCAGGCGCCGCCGUGUCCGAACCAGUCGGUGGAGUACCAUUCCAGCCUGAGACCCAAGACGUCGAGGAGCCACAGUCUGUUCGUCCCGUAGGCUCCGUCAGCAGCGGCGGCUCUUUCCAAGACAGGCCUCCGACUGAUCAUGACCUACAGAGCGGCUCGCCCUCUUCGCGCAUGUGUCCAUUCCUGGAGGAAGAGGAAGAGCGGCUGCACGGUCUGGUGGAGCAGCUGACUCCCUUGCAGGAGCAGCGUGGCGAGAUAUGCGUCCACAGCAAGCCGGAGUGGCGGCCCCGGAACCGGAGCAGCAGGUUCGACUCCUGCUACUCCACCUCUCACUCCGAGUCCCCCGGAGAGGAGGACGAGGAAGACGAAGAGGAGGAAGGCAGCGUGUUCCACGAGGUGCGGGUGUGGCACUGCAGCCCCAGAGGCUUCUUCUCCGACAGGGGGUCUUCCGGAGUGGCGUCUUUCGACGAAGAGGAGGAGAGGGAGGGAGAGGUGGAAGAGGUAGAGGAGGAGGAGGAGGAGAAGAAAGAGGAGAAGGAGUAUUUGAUGUGAUGUAUCGUCCAUGUUUAUGUCUUUCUGAGUCGAUGUUGAUUCCGAUACGACAUAGAUCUAGUCCGAUGACAUUGUGAACCUCCUCUCAUCUCCUCCUCUGGAAGCUUUUCAUCAGUCACCCUUCCAGGCCUUUUACUGAUCUCCUCCCACAGGUUAUUGCUGCUGUAAACAGUGCACGUGUUGGAGAGUUUAAUCAGGAUGUAAAGCUGUUGUUCAAACUGAGUUUGGUAUAUUUUUGUGAAGAGUCAUGUGCUGUUCAUUUGUUGUUGUUUUUUCUAUGGAUGUUUUGUAGCGUGGUCUAUUUUCCAGCUCAUCCUGUGUCACAUGGGUUUGAUAUGGAAAGCACGAGUGUCCUGCAUACAGUAUAUAAAUAUGAUUUUUGAAACAAGA